Molecule: messenger RNA, 6377 nt
Organism: Sebastes umbrosus (honeycomb rockfish)
Lineage: Eukaryota; Metazoa; Chordata; Actinopteri; Perciformes; Sebastidae
Product: collagen alpha-1(XXV) chain
Exons: 38
Coding region: 499-2532 (677 amino acids)
Source: RefSeq, a predicted model, not a curated record
GAGCAGGUCAAUAAAUUAUGUUAAUGAGUCGUGGGCAGAUUGGAGGCGUGUUGAGGGUGAGCAUGCCUGCACCGUGGAAAAAAAGCUCCGAGUGGUAAAGCUGUCUCCAAUGCAUGCGCACUGCCGUGGAUUUCCCCAGCCUCUCCUUCUACUUUAUUGUGCAUUAUAGCAAUUUCCUCUGCAGCAGACUACUGUGCAAAAAGGGGGGCUCUCGGCGCAACAAGUUUUUGCAGGAGCCAGUCAGUCAGUCAGUCAGUGCAGGUUGACUUGGAAGUGAGGAGCUCCACUCAUCUAUUAUCUGUCACCACUAGAAGUACGUGAACGCCUCGCGCACGCUGCCAGGGCAGGCGCAUCUCACUCACACGCGCAGCAAGACCAUUUGUGUGCCUCUGUGCCACAAAUUCGUGACUAGCGCACCAGAUAGAUGCAGUUCGCGUCUAGUUGAAUUGGAGACCGCAGGAAUCGAGAGGAGCAUCUCUAAGUGCGUGGUGGGUAAAGAUGGAGAAAGAAGCGGUGGUGGUGCCACAGAAGCGACAACAACGUUGCCGCACAACAACAGUGCUGAACAUCAUCUCGUCUCUGUGCUCGGUGUUGUCCGUCGCCUUCUGCAUCCUCCUGAGCGUCAACGCGGCUGAUAUUAACAACCGGGUCGUGGAUUUGGAGAGUGGGAAUGGACAGGAGCGCACCUUUAUCCGCGCUCCAGGUUACUCCAUGGAUGAUUUGAAUUCAUUGGUUGAACAAAGAGUGGAUGAUCUGCUCUCUCAGCGCUCCUAUGAACAUUUUGUCAAGAUUCGGACUGCCAGACAAGCUGCACCUGAAUGCAACUGCCCUCCAGGACCUCCGGGAAAGCGAGGAAGAAGAGGCCGCAAUGGAGAACCUGGACCUCCUGGCCCUUCAGGUACCAAGGGUGAAAAGGGGGAUCAAGGCGACCAGGGACCACGGAUGGUCUUCCCUAAGAUCAAUCAUGGCUUUCUUUCCGCUGACCAGCAGCUCAUAAAGCGGCGUCUCAUUAAGGGAGAUCAAGGGCAAGCCGGACCGCCGGGGCCUCCGGGGCCACCGGGCCCUCCUGGGCCAAGGGGGCCUCCAGGGGACACAGGGAAAGAUGGGCCCAGAGGUGUACCUGGUCUAGCGGGUGAUCCAGGGCUAGCUGGAGAAGCAGGACUCAUGGGACCUGAGGGGCCACAAGGGCUGAAGGGUUCACUCGGGCCUCCUGGCGUCCCAGGUGUUGAUGGACUGAAGGGGGAUGUUGGCAUCCCAGGAUUGGACGGUGUACCCGGAGCCAAGGGUGAAAUGGGAGAGCGAGGUGAAAAGGGCGAUUUGGGUGAAGACGGACCGAAAGGUGAUCUAGGAGAGAAGGGAGAUGCAGGCUCUUCGGCAGCAGGCAUCAAGGGUGAACCUGGAGAGCCUGGACGAAGUGGACACAAGGGAGAGCCAGGACUUCCAGGGCUGCCUGGACUCCCAGGGAUAAAGGGUGAGCCUGGAUACCUCGGUCCCCAGGGAGAGCCAGGGCUUCCAGGACUGCCUGGAACUAAGGGUGAGAGAGGCGACCACGGGCCACAAGGAAAGGGUGAAAGAGGAGAACUUGGACCCUUUGGACCAAAGGGUUCACAAGGAGAGUCCGGUGCACCUGGAUUUAAGGGGUCAAAGGGGGAGACUGGAGAUAAAGGAGAAGUGGGAAUUGUUGGUCCAAAGGGCCCCCCUGGGCAGAAAGGAGACCAAGGAGCCACUGAAAUCAUCGACUACAAUGGAAACAUUCAGGAGGCUUUACAGAAGAUUACCACUAUUACAGUAACGGGUCCUCCUGGACCUCCUGGGCCAAUCGGACCAGAUGGUAUAAAGGGGGAUCGUGGUAUGCCUGGUCUCCCUGGACUCGAUGGUGAAAGAGGCUACAAAGGUUCCAAAGGAGACAUGGGAAUGCCUGGAGCUUCAGGGGACAAAGGAACAACUGGUUUACCCGGCUUACCUGGUAACAAUGGCGGAAAAGGGGAUAAAGGAGAUUCAGGUCUAACUGGUCCUCAAGGUUCAUCAAUCAUCGGCAGUCCAGGAGCAUCAGGGCCCCACGGACCCCCAGGACCCAUGGGCCCCCAUGGUUUCCCCGGACCAAAGGGGGAACCUGGUCUGCAUGGUCUGAAGGGUAUCCGAGGGGAGUCAGGACACAAAGGGGACCGUGGACCACUGGGUCUACCCGGAGCCUCCGGCUUGGACGGCAAGCCCGGAAUUAGGGGCACGGAUGGGCCUGCAGGUCCAGCUGGUCCAGCUGGGCCAAAGGGUGACAUAGGUGAGAGAGGAACAGCAGGCGAGCCAGGACCAAGGGGACCUUAUGGACUACCUGGAUCUGCUGGAACACCAGGCUUGGAUGGGUUGCCGGGCUUAAGGGGAGAGAAAGGCGACGAUGGGGAAAGAGGAGAAAAGGGUUUCCGGGGAUUUAAGGGUGAAAAGGGGGAACCAGGGCAGCCAGGUCUGGACGGGCUGGAUGCCCCAUGCCAAUUGGGCCCAGAUGGAUUACCAAUGCCUGGAUGCUGGCAGAAGUGAUCACUCUAACCUGAAACGCAUGGAGUUUGUAAAUAAUGCUUCUUUUAUGGUAUUUAUAGUUUUUUUAAUGGAAAAAAAAAGUGUCAAAAAGAAAAGAAGUCUAUGUGUACGACGAUACAAAAAGAGAUAACCGUCCCGAGUUUCACGCCCCUAAGCUGCUUCUACUCACCGUGUGGAAAAAAACAAAACAACCGUGUAUGUCCGCUCUCUCACAUCCACAUCGUGGUGGAGUUCAGAUCCUUGGCUGGCGGCAGAACUUGUCUCUGUAGUCUUUGCAUGGCUCAGACUGGAGCGUCGCAGCCCGGCCAGAUUCACUGAGAGGGGUGAGAGGAGACGAGGAAGGAGGAGGAGGAGGAGGAGGAGGAGGAGGAAGGAUCUGGACUGGCUCUCUAACACCAAACGCUAGGUGUUUUGUGUUGUUUGGUCUCAACAAGCUCACCGCCCAUUCAUGCAGCACCAUUUUCUUAAAGACUAAAACUGUGCCAAACAGAACAUUGCACCCCCAACCCUGCAAAAGCAUGAGUAGUAUACUGAAACUAUAUUUAUAUGUAUUGUACAUACAUGUCACUGUUUUGUGGUUGCGUCAUGGCUUCUGCAGAAAAGAAACACUAACAUACAAAAAAAAAAACCCAGAGCUCUGAAUUAGUAAUUUCUGCUUUCCUUUAAUCUUCCCAAAGGGAGUCACGCCAUGGCUGGUAGCCUGAAAAUCCCCCCCCCAGAAAGUAAACCUGUUGGUUAUUGUUGCUUUAUUGUGGUGAUGCCUGCAGAUGGGUAUGAUAUCAGCAGGUUUUCACUGUUGCACUCAUGUGGCUCAGCAUCAUCGUCAUCAUCGGUGUGGCGUCUCCGGACAGGAGGGGAGAACUUAGCAGGCCUCGCUGCCAUUGUUAGGAAAUCAGGCUCACGUGGAUUUGAGAUUGGACAGGCCUGCUUGGGACCCCACCACCCCCUCAUCUCUGAACACGGGAAGGGGUCCUGCAGGAGAGUCGCUCAUCGAUCUCCAUGGAGAUCAGCCGGAACUUCUGCCUCUCCUAACAGGCGACGCUUCCAACAUCUGCUGAGAGCGUUAACAGAAUGCAAUCAUGUUUCUUUUUUGAUUUUUGCUCUCAUUCUUUAACAUGUUUAUAUUUUGUGUAUAAUAGCCUUUGGUGCCUCAAGCUUUUAUUCAUUCCUUUAUCAGAAAUGUACAACUUUAUAUCAUAUUUUGAAUUAUUGGAAUGGUGUUUAUUUCAGGAAGGGUAAGCUUUGUUUGGUGAGAGUAUUGAAAAGACACACAUUGCGCACUGUUUUUCAUAUGAUUUUUUUUUUUUUACAAGAUGUUGAAAUGGCAUGUAGGUUACAGCUUCACCAGUAAGACGAUUGCGUCCAUCUUCUCUGAUCUUACUCGUGGUUUUUGAAGAAGCUCAUAUUGUUUGUGCGAAAAACACAUCUGGCAUUGUAACAAAUGUGCUACUUGUUCAUUCUGGACUUGUUGUACUGGGAUGUUAGUUGUACGGUGUUGUCGAUUCACUGCAUGUACACAGUUUAUUACUUAUGGAUUUCUUAAAUAUUGAAAAUAAGUGUUGAUUUGAGGAAGUGUAUCAGAAGCGUAAAGCAUUGUUGGGGUUCAUUCAGCUGUAACUAAUCAAGCUGAACAUACAGUAGCUGGUAUUUCACAUGUGUCCGAUUAAGGCAGAUUAUGUUGAACAGAACAAUCUCAGUCGCUGCUCUUUUACACCUCAUGUAUUGUCUUAAACAUAAACGUGUAUUACAGUGCAAGAAAAGCUACAGUUAAUUGUUCGACUUCCAUUAACACACCACAGUCUAACUGGUGGCCAGUUAUGUCACAUUCCCUAUCAGAUGGAGCAAUAGGUUUAAUUUUUCAACAUUCAUCUUUUCAUAUUUCUUAUAUUCAAAUUGCCUUCUGACAUAGUCGGUGCUAUGCGAAGGUGAUACGUCUUUUCUUUAAUAUUACAAAUAUGCAUGGUUUACUGUAAGGGCAGAUGUGAAACACCAACAUUUUUGUUGUGACGUAGCAGCUACCACAGGUGGAUUCAAAACGAUUUAUUCCCACGCGGUUUCCGUUCGAUUGUACAGUUCAUCUCGUCGUCGUAAAGGAAUGGAUGCACAUCUGUAUAGAUUAUAAUGGUGCUAUCUGAUAGCAGGUCAACAACGGCUCCGUUGAUGCGCUCUACCAGUGGCUAGAACUAUACACAACAGGUUUCUUUAUUGUUGUUGGGGUUUUAUGUAUGUAACUUUUUUUUUUCUGUGCAUAUAUUUGUGUAUUUGUCUCAAUAUUUUACAUGGUACAUUAUUUAUUUUUCUAUAUAAUUUCCUAAAUGAAGGCAUUUUUUGGUUCUAAACAGCAUUCCUUACAGUUGUUUUGGCUUUUGAUGUCCGCUGCGUCUCUCUUGAUAUUAUGAAGAAUUUUUGGAAGGCAUCACUAACAGUUAUGCAAAUGAACCGGUGUGAAGGAAGGUGGUAAUUUACAACAAAAAAGAAAAACAGACCAGUGUGUAUUCACUGUGCGUUUAAUUCAGAUUAUAGGCCUUACAAUGGUUCGUCUGCUUUUAUUUAAUUUAGUGUGUCAAAAAGCUAACUACAACAUCAAAGUACUGAUGGUCUGAAUGUUGACAGGCCCAGCCAAUGCAAUGGUUAAAUAUCACAGCUUUUUCUCACGCUUCCUCUUUUCUCUCUCUCUCUCUCUCUCUCUCUCUCUCUCUCUCUCUCUCUCUUUCUCUCUCUCUUUCUCUCUCUCUCCCUCUCUCUCUGUCUCUCUCUCUCUGUCUCUGCAUUGAAUGUAGUUUGAUAUAUGUAUAGUGGAUUAUUAAUGUACUGUUAAAAUGUGUGCUCAUUUGACAAGAAGUGCAAUUUAUACUUUUGGUUAAUGUGCGUAGCAUCAAAUGCAGCUGAAAUAUCACAGCUCCGUUUGUUCAGUCAUGCUACCCUGUAUACCACUACCUGGAGAAAAAAAAAUGUUUAUUUACCAGAAGACAAAGAAACACAUAUAAACUUGGACCUUUCAUUAAAAUCUCAAUUUUUUGAUUGGUUUACAUAUUUCCUCAAAUCCUGUCACUCGUGUUUCAAAGUGUUAUUUCCAUUACUUAAUAUUUACAAUUUUAUUUGCAUUUUUGAUUUUGUGUUUUGAUUUUUCCAGCCUUUGUUACAGUAUUUGUUCUCACAAGUUGCUGUAUCUUUAGCAUGUGCAGCUAAUUUUUUUAAUUGAUUUUUUUUUAUUUGGUUUUGUUUGUUUGUUUGAUUGUUGUGUUUCCUUGUUAAAUAUUCAAAUUUAGUUUAUUCUGCUUUUAGCAGAAGUGCCAAAAUAUUUCAAACAUUUAUUUCCAUAUCAGUAUUAGCAGAGCUGGCGAGGGGCUCCAAUCUGACUCAAUGAUAGGCCACACUGUGUGUUUGUCAUGGUUACAGUAAUGCUCUGAGUCAAGUCUUCCUCUGAAGAAACAGCAGCAUACACCCAUAGACCGCACUUCACUCAUCAAAACCUCUCAGCUUAAAAAGUGCUGGUGUAGGAUAAUUGAGAAAGUCGAGUCAUACUCUUAUCAGAAACUCUUCAAUACACUGCAGCCUUACCGAAAUAAGUGUAUUGCCACAUACUCUCCAAAAUAAAAUGCAGUCUUGGUGCAAGAGCAAACAUGCUAGGCAAAAUCCACAUUGUGGCUUUGAGUUAAAUCUGCAUUUUUUUGGUUGUGGCAUAUGUUCACUUUCUGUUCUGUGUUUGUAUUACUCCUUUUUUUUUACCCACUUGAUUGAUUGACAUUUCUUUAAAGACUCUUGUGUUCACACAUAUUUCAAAAUGACAUUUCAUAUGACUGUACUGUUGGAGCCAAAUAAACACAGUCUUUCAAAUACAUCAA